Messenger RNA from Anneissia japonica, 4519 nucleotides. RefSeq names its product V-type proton ATPase subunit d 1-like. The coding region runs from base 91 to 1146 and encodes 351 amino acids. The transcript is spliced from 7 exons. The record is from RefSeq and is a predicted model, not a curated record. Gene Ontology annotation, cellular component: plasma membrane proton-transporting V-type ATPase complex; proton-transporting V-type ATPase, V0 domain; early endosome. NCBI's taxonomy places the organism in Eukaryota, Metazoa, Echinodermata, Crinoidea, Comatulida, Comatulidae. Gene Ontology annotation, molecular function: proton-transporting ATPase activity, rotational mechanism. Gene Ontology annotation, biological process: proton transmembrane transport; vacuolar transport; vacuolar acidification.
UGUCACAUGAUUUAAUCGUACUUCUGGGAUCGAAAAGAUUGGAUUGCCCGUAUUUUUUAGGAGAACGUACUGAAAUUACCAACUAAAAUCAUGUAUAAUAUGCCAGAAAUGACGUUUAAUAUAAAUGAUGGAUAUUUAGAAGGGUUAAUUAGAGGCUUCAAAGGUGGAAUUUUGAGGCAAACGGACUACCUGAAUCUUGUACAGUGUGAAAUUCUAGAGGAUUUGAAAUUGCAUCUUCAAAGUACAGACUAUGGGAACUUUUUGGCGAAUGAGCCGUCCCCAUUGAACGUGUCAGUUAUUGAUGAUAAAUUAAAGGAGAAAUUAGUGAUAGAAUUCCAGCAUAUCAGGAACCAAGCUGUGGCCCCUCUAUCCACAUUUCUGGAUUACAUAACGUACAGUUACAUGAUUGACAAUAUCAUUCUGCUAAUCACGGGAACGCUUCAUCAACGAUCGAUUUCGGAACUCAUCUCCAAAUGCCAUCCCCUAGGAAGCUUUGAGCAGAUGGAAGCAGUGAAUAUUGCCAGCACGCCGGCAGAGCUUUUCAACGCUAUUAUUGUAGAUACCCCACUUGCACCCUUCUUCCAGGAAUGCAUAUCAGAACAGGAUCUGGAUGAGAUGAACAUUGAGAUCAUCAGAAACACCCUCUACAAAGCAUACUUAGAAUCCUUUUACAAGUUCUGCGAGUCCCUUGGAGGAACGACUGCUGAUGUCAUGUGCAAGAUCCUAGGUUUUGAAGCAGAUAGGAGAGCGUUCAUUAUCACAAUCAACUCAUUUGGAACCGAGUUGACCAAAGAAGACCGUGCCCGGCUUUAUCCUCAAUGCGGCCAGCUGUACCCGGACGGCCUUGCCGCUCUGGCCAAGUGCGAUGACUACGAACAAGUACGGUCUGUGGCUGACUACUAUACGGAAUACAAGGCAUUGUUUGAAGGCGCCGGAACCAACCCUGGUGACAAAACAUUAGAAGACAAAUUUUUUGAACAUGAGGUCAAACUGAAUGUGCUAGCCUUCAUACAGCAGUUCCACUAUGGCGUGUUCUAUGCUUACCUCAAGCUAAAGGAACAGGAAUGCAGGAAUAUCGUCUGGAUCGGAGAAUGCGUGGCGCAACGGCAGAGAGGCAAAAUUGACAACUAUAUACCAAUCAUGUGAUAAGGCAUAGCACCUCUCCAGGCUGACUACACAGAAUACAUAACAGAUACUUAACAAAAAAUAAAUUUAAAAAACGCAGAGCUAUAUAACACAAGAUACCAACAUCUUUACCAUAUAAUACCUAUAUUAUAUAUAAAUAAUGAAGAUGAUUAUAUUGCAUAGUUAUUAUAUUUAUUUGAAAUUAUGAGAUGCAUGUGAGUGUAUAUUUGUGUGAGUAGUUGUGAUUUAUAAAUUAUUAAUCUGAUGUGAUCAGAUGUUUUUAUUUCGGCAAUACAGUAUCAAGUUUGCUAGACCAUUCCAGUAUCAAGAUUGGUUAGUGUGAAUAUUAAGGUUUAAGUACAGCAUGUAAUGGAUAUAAAAGGGAUAUCGUAAAUAAUUAGGUAAGAGCUGAUCAAAUAUUUAGACGCAUCGAUUUGAUUUUUUUUUUUUCAAAACUUAUUCUCAAAGCACAGGGGAAUUUUCAAAAAUUGAUAUAUACAAUCUUUUGCAAGCCUUUUACGGGGUGGAAAACAUGGGGAAAAUGUUUACACGUGCCUUUCGUGUGGUGUAAAUUUGUAUGACUAAAAAAAAUUGGAUCUUUUUAAAUGGGUUAUACAAAAUUAUAUUUGACAUAAAACAUUAUAAGGCCUAAAAAAAAUGUUUGUCCUAACUCACUGAAAUAGAGACGGCAAAACCAAAAAACUUAAAAAGAGUUUGUUUUUUUGUUUUUUUUUAGUUUUUUUCUUUACAAAUUAAAAAAAAAUGUGAGUGAAUUGAUUUUUAUUUUUUGCCAGAUGCUCUACAAAAUUGUCUGAAGUUGUUGUCUGAUGUAAGAUAUUGCCAUUCUAGGCCUACAUUCAUUGCAAAAUGUCACUUUGACUUAAUCCUCUUGGUUCCCCUGGGGAGCAUAGGGCGUCCACUGUAAGUCUCCAUCUCACCCGUAUCUGUGCCUCAGCUUUGUUUUCCACCCAUGUAAUAUUGAUAUUUUUCAGAUCUUGUAGAGUGGAGAGAUGCCAGUUGUUCUUGGGUCUGCCCUGUAUUCUUUCCCCCUGCGGGUUGUAGUCUAGGGCCUGCUUGGUGACAUUUGUAGGGUCUUUCCUUAAAGAAUGGCCUAUCCAUCCCCAAUUCCUUCUCUUUAUUAGGUUGCUGAUCUCUUCCUGAUUGGUUUUACUCCACAGUUCCUUCUUGGCCACCAGAUUUUUAGGAUGUAUCUAAGGCAUUUACUGAUAAAUACUUGCAGCUUGUUUUGUAGUGAUUUUCCAUGUUUCUGAACUAUAGAGCAGAACUGGCUUGACAUUUGUAUUGAAAAUAUGCAUCUUGGUAUUGUUUGAAAUAUUUGAGGAAAUCCAUAUUGGUCGCAUGGUCCUGAAUGCAUGUCAUGCCUUUCCAAUGCGAGCCUCAACAUUCUUUUCGGCUCCAUCAUCAAUGCAAAAUGUCAACUGUAGGUGAUUUUUGUUCCAUCUGAUGAGUUAUUUUGAGAAAAAAAAAUCUUUUUGUGCCUACAAUUUUUUAUCAUUUUAAAAAGAAGGGCUAACAAACAAUUUAUUUUUUUAGGCCUAAUUAUGUAUCCUGUGAGAACUCAAUGUUUUUUAAUUCUUUAUGGUAUGGAAUAUUUUUUACUCAAAAUUAAGAUCUGCGACGACUGUUCAAAAAAGUUUUUACACAAAAUUUGUGCUAAGCGUGGAAAGAUCACCUUUUUUGUGAUGCUUUUUUGAGAGAGCUGCUUGUUUGAUCAUUUACGGUAUUAACUACAUCGCUGUAUAUUUUCUAGAUUUCAAUAAUCUGUCGAAAAUAAUCAUUCCAAUGUAGGAAGUAAUGUAAUUCAUGUCUGUUAAUGCAUUUAUGGUUAUAUAUAUAUAUUGGUAUUGGUUAUUUUGUUUACUAACUCAACAGUAACUAUAUUUGUGACCAGCUCUGGCAAACCCUUUGUUUGUCGCAAUUUCUAAUUUCCCGCAAACACCCAAAAACGUUCGAGAAUCAGAAUUUUUAACAUUUUCAUGUUUUUUUGCAUUUCAUAAAAGGAGAUAUAUUGAAGAACAUUUCUGCAAAAAUAUCAAUCACUAAACUAAAAAGCAUAUUAAAAUUAUUUUAAAAAUACAAAUCUUAAUACUCAAAACCUACAUGGCUGAUAUCCAAUGAAUUAAGUAUUCAUAACUUCGCUAUUUACUCAACCAAUUUCGAUCAAAUAUACACUGUUUUAAAGAAUUCAGGCAGAAGUUUGAAAUACCAAAAACUCAAUUUUGAACUUUUCCUACAAACUGCUGGUUUUACCAGAGCCUGUCACAUUUGUUUAGGGCGUGUUCAUGAAUCUCGGAUUUAAUAUUGAUGAUUUUUAACUGGAGGUUGUAUAUUGUCAAUGAUAUCAGAUUGCAAAAAAAAAAAAAGUAAUAAAUAGACCCUAUAAGCAUUGUCUCAACAAGUACAUAGGUACUGUAUAUACCUAGAUAUUGAUUACUAUAAGUUCUUUUAUUUGUAAUAUAUACUGUAAUUAAUUUUCUUUGGUUAUAGUAGGAUCCACAAAGGUUUUGUCAUCCGUUGUUUAGUACAUCUCCGCCAAGUUCUGCAGAUAUAAACCUCUAAGCUAUAAAUAUACAUUGUUCUACCUGAGAAUGUCUUAUUCGGUGCCCUUGUUUUAUAUUUACAACAUAUAUUGUAUAGUAAUAAUAAUAAUAAUGAUGGUCGGUUUAUAGAGUGCAUUGUAGAGACCUUUGUGCACUUAAAAAUUAUUACCCCAGUCUUUUUGAAACACAUGUAACCAUAAUGUAGUUAUUGUUUGCAUGUUGUUGGUAGUUUCAUUUAUGAAUAAAAAGACUAUUAAAUAUUAAAAAUAGAAAGGGAAAACUUACCAUGGUAUCAAUAGCUUGUGCUCCCUGGUGUAAUAAAACAAUGUCCUAACUUGGAAUAAACCUUUGUAGUAUUUUGUUCUUAGUUAUGGGGGAACUGGAAUAAACAUUUUAGUAUAUUUUUCUUAGUUAUGGGGGGGGGGGGAAGUUCAAUUAUAUAUUGGUAUUGUUUUUUUAUCAUCUCUUGAAAAGUGUGAAGGAAAAUAAACUUUUCUUUGAUUAACACAGCUUUUACAUACAACUUAGAUUAUUGUUACAAUAUAUUACCAUACGGUUAUUGUUAUUUGGUUAUAUAGAGGGAGACACAAGUAUUGUAUGGAUGGUAUAUAAUGAUCAUGAACUACAUAAUGGUGUGAUUAGUCUGUAAAUAUUAUCAUGAUAUAUGUGUUUGGUUGUAUAGCACCCGUAUUAAAAAUAAAAUAUUACAUUAACGUUACAUUUUAAUAUGUUCACAAUUACUUAAUGUUUAAUUUAGGUGCUACCGACACACAUCUCUUAUGAAUAUGGGUAUUUAACAUGGAAUAAAGAUACCAUAAUAUGUAUAGAAAUUA